AAUGGAUACUAUAUUUGAAAAGCAAUCAACUGAUAAGACGGGUAGAGGGGAUACGGAUGAUAUUGACAGAUCAACUGAAGUUGUGCGUCAUGGAAAAACUUCAAUAAUAGACAAGGGUAGAACUGAGCCAAACUUAGCAAAUAACAUUGCUAAGGCUAAGGUAUCUGUUCGACGUGAUUUGUGUAGAAGAGAUGCUAUGGGUAGAAAGAUCGAUGAGCUAGAAAGACCUUUAACUAAUCAAGCGAAAAGUACACCAGGGCCAGCUAAUUAUAUAGAUAAGUACUCUGUCUUGUAUCCUCACGUAUCUACGCCCUCAAUGAUUGAACCUUUUAACCUCGGUAAGGAGUAUGGGAAGAAGAUGCACUUUCCCUUAUAUAACGUAAGAAAACAGAUGUUAUGGGUUAGCAAGAGGUUUACUCUUAAAGGAAGAGAUUUUACUAAAGAAAAUAAAACCUAUCCUGUUGGUCCGGCCGAUUACUUUGUAAAAUAUUAUCCCAAGACGAUUGGUCCCACUUUAUCAGGCCGUUCCAAGUCGAUUGCUACAUUUAAUAUUUCCCCAGGACCUAAAUAUAAUAUUAGAAAUAGUAAAGGAAACGGACCUUCAUUUACGUUAACUGGAAAACAGAAAUUUUCAGUAAAUUGCCUUGAUUAUCCUUCUCCUGCUCAUUAUGAAAUAAAAGAAAGCAAACGUAUUAAGGGAGGCUUAUUAUCUCGGCGGCUCAACAAUAAGAUGUUAGGGGAAAAUUGUUCGCCAGGUCCUAUAUAUAAACCAAAUGUUCCCACGCUUAAAAGAGUCCCCACAAUCAAAGGAGGUUAUAAAUCUCCUUAUACGCAUUCAUCUCGCUCUCCAGGUCCCCAAGCCUAUUACGUAAGAUAUUAUAAGGGCGAAAGAGCCGCUUCCUAUAGCUUAACGCCUAAGCCAUUCCCAGAAACAUAUAAAGAUAAAUUUCCUGGUCCAGCAAAUUAUGGUCAAAAGGAAGCUAAGAGAAAAAAUCUUGGACCUACCUUAAAGGGAAAAUUCAAAGAAAUAAAGUCGACUAUCUUAAAACCUGGUCCUGCAGAUUACAAUAUUAAUGAAAAUUCGAUCGGUCGUUCGGCUAUAAUAACUAAUAGGCUUAAAGGAAUAAAUGAAAUAAACUCGAAUCCUUCGCCAAACUUGUACGAAAUCGAUACAACAUUAGGUAAUGGACCAGCUUUUUCAAUAGGUUCCAAACGGUCUUUGAACAGAGAAAAAGUAGAUGGACCAGGACCAGCAUCCUACUAUCCAAAACAAAUAGGAUCAAUGAAAAAGAUAACGUUAAAGAGCAGACAAACAAGUAUUUUAAAUAUGUUAAACUGUUCCCCAGGGCCAAUCUAUUAUCCAAAAGAUAUUGGUUAUUCCAAAAACAUUAUUGGCGCUAGUCUAAGUAGUAGACAUUCCCCUUGGGUUUAUUCUCCCAUAAAGCGAUUUUAA
Molecule: messenger RNA, 1453 nt
Organism: Dimorphilus gyrociliatus
Lineage: Eukaryota; Metazoa; Annelida; Polychaeta; Dinophilidae
Source: the annotation of a GenBank genome assembly